Molecule: messenger RNA, 1260 nt
Organism: Sorex araneus (European shrew)
Lineage: Eukaryota; Metazoa; Chordata; Mammalia; Eulipotyphla; Soricidae
Gene: OSTF1
Product: osteoclast stimulating factor 1
Exons: 10
Coding region: 142-786 (214 amino acids)
Biological process (GO): signal transduction
Molecular function (GO): protein binding
Source: RefSeq, a predicted model, not a curated record
UUCCUGGUGGGCGGGGCGGCGGGCCGGAGUCGGGCUCCGCAGCGCAGGCAGGGGCGCGCCGGGCCGGGAGCGCGCAGCGAGUCGGGAGCGCCGGAGCGUCGCGGGCCCUUCGUGCGUGGGAGCCGCCGCCCGGGACGCGACAUGUCGAAGCCGCCGCCCAAGCCGGUGAAGCCAGGGCAAGUUAAGGUGUUCAGAGCUCUGUACACAUUUGAACCCAGAACUCCAGAUGAGCUAUACUUCGAAGAAGGUGAUAUUAUCUACAUCACUGACAUGAGUGACACCAACUGGUGGAAAGGCACCUCUAAAGGCCGAACUGGAUUAAUCCCCAGCAACUAUGUGGCUGAACAGGCAGAAUCUAUUGACAAUCCACUGCAUGAAGCUGCAAAAAGAGGCAAUUUGAGCUGGUUGAGAGAGUGUUUGGACAACCGAGUUGGGGUCAACGGCUUAGACAAAGCUGGGAGCACGGCCCUGUACUGGGCUAGUCACGGGGGUCACAAAGAUAUAGUGGAAGUGCUGUUGACUCAACCAAACAUUGAAUUGAACCAGCAGAAUAAGUUGGGAGACACAGCUUUGCAUGCAGCUGCUUGGAAGGGUUAUGCGGAUAUUGUCCAGUUGCUUCUGGAAAAAGGUGCCAGAACAGACUUAAGGAACAAUGAGAAGAAGCUGGCUCUGGAAAUGGCGACCAGCGCGGCCUGUGCGUCUCUCCUGAAGAAGAAGCAGGGAGCAGAUGCAGUUCGAACAUUAAGCAAUGCAGAGGACUAUCUUGAUGAUGAAGACUCUGAUUAAUUCCCUGCCAGAGCAUGGAGAUCUCAAACUUCUGUUGCUUUUGCCUUUCCAAACCUUGCCUUUGCCAGAAGAAAAGAGUGUUGGUAAAUUAAAAAAAAAAGUAUUCUAUAUUAGUGUGGCAGGAUUUCCCUGUGUUCGGUUGGAACCUGUAAAUUCACUGUUUAUAGUUCCUACUUUCAGUUUAUGUUAAUUGCUGGUCACCCGUAGAUCAUGGUUACUUUGCAAACCACAGUCCAUUUUUGUUCUCCAGUGUAGGACUAUAAGAGAUUUAUGUCUAUUUAUCAAGCUAAAGAAAUUUAAGGUUUUUCUUUAAAAAGUGGGUAUGGAUUUAUAGUUAAAAUUCUUUACCUCAAAUGAGAUAUUUUGAGUGGACUUUUUUUUCCAAUGAGAAAUGCUUAUUGUAAUAAUGAAUCAGAAGAAUUAACACAAAAUUGUCAGCUGUCUUGACAAAAAUAAACAUUUGAAGAGAUGGUC